AUGGAAGCUGUAGAGUCGAGCUACGGUGAAUGGGUUGUGGUAUGUGAGAGGAAGAUUAGACACACUGAAAGGACUACCCCCCCUGAAUCAUUGGGACCUCCCCGCUCUCCUUCGCCAGUAAAAUCCAACACUGCAUCUGACAAGUCUACUACACUCGUUGACAGUUUAGCUGACGAUGAAUCUGACGGCGACGAUGAGAGCUCUGUCAAUGCUGGGGCUGCUGUUGUGCCCAUCCCGCUGCUUCUACCGCCCAAGAAAUUGGCAGUCACUAGCUCCGACAACCGAGCUAUGGAACCCACGAAAGCUAGGGUGCCUUCUGGCGUUUCGGAGUCUGAGACAGCCGUGCCAGAGUGGUAUAGGAGAGAUCCGUCAUCAGAGAUUGAACCUGAAAGCCCUUCGUUUCUUCCAAUCGAAGAAGUCGACGAACCCUAUGAUGAAGAGAAUCACACCUUUGACGGCACCAGAGACGUAAUGCCAGUCCAGUCACAAUUACCAACGCCAAGCAUCGAACAAGACUUUAACUCCUCGAUAUUGUCAACUCAGUACCCCGAAACACCAGACCACAGCUUCGCACAGAAUUUCGAUAGAGAUAUCUCUCCUGAAUUACCACCACUUCGACCCCUUCCUCUUCCAAGGCAGAAUAUUGAUCCAUCCCGGACUCUUACUAUCACUCAGCCUUCGUCGAGCUAUUUCGGCGGCCUAUCUAGUGACCCACCUGAGGUAUCAGCUUCUCCUGAUAUUCCUCGAACCCGAAUUCGUGAAGCAGAGUACACUCAAGCUAGCCCCCCCAGCACUCCGCCUAUGUUGCCCAUGAUUUCACGGGAAUCCUCUUUGGCACCUCUGGAUAGCCCUCUAUUGCCAGAUCGGAACAUCGAUGAUCUAGAUAUGUACAACAUGCGAAUUGAGGACUCAUUCAACGAAGACUUUGACGAUUCCUUUUCAAUCGCUGAAUACCCCACUGCUUUCGACCGUCGCAGUAGCGUUGGCGACCAACACCUUCAACAACAAAUCAGUCAGAUCAUUGACUCGAUACCCGCCAAGAUCAAGCUAACUAAUGACUCUUCUUCGAGAGUCAACCUGAAUCCCCCGGAUGUGCAGCUGCCACGCAUCAGAAAGAGGCCUUCCAUCGAGCCUUUCCGAAGAAGUGCCUCGAAUCUUUCAUCCCGUGCUGGCACGCCCUCAUUCACCCUUUCGCCUGCCAAGAACACGAGGGUACGGAACCGUGGCCACCACGAGAUUAAGGUCUACCAUCUUUCUCGUUCGUCCGGCGAGGCUCCAAUUAAACUGUUCAUUCGCUGUGUUGGCGAACAGGGGGAACGCGUCAUGGUUCGUGUGGGUGGCGGCUGGGCAGAUCUAGGUGAAUAUCUCAAGGAGUAUGCUAGCCACCACAAACGCCGAUCCGCUACAGCCAACGCCAAAGUCGAGGUUCUUCCGGAAUCUCCUGGAGCAUCAAGGUCCAAUAUGGGGUCAAGUCCAAGUGGACGACCUCAAUCUGCAGUUGAAUUAUCCCCCAUGUCUCCAUUGUCCGUUCGUAAGACGCGACGGAGCGCUGGUGCCGUGGGUAGUGAAGCACCCAAACUGAAUUCCAAAACAUACGCCUUUGGCCCUGCGCUUGGUGAGGAGGACCCCUCAGAAGUGUUCAACCGGUCGCGGUCCAACUCUCACCUCGAUUGGAAUGAAGACGAGAGCUCUUUCCUUGGACUUGCGGGGCCUACAGGCAAGAAAGUUGAGAUGAGUGAAGAAAACAAAGCAUGGGUCGCAAGUGUCAAGGAAAAGGUCAGAAUCGCUAGCGGCGAGCGAAGUCGGCUUCCAUCAACGAGCAGCCAGUUUGGUGAGCUCGGUAGAAUUGGUGGCACAAAGCGACUAUUCCUCAAAUCCGAAGACCGUCGGGAAUCCAAAGGCGGUCGCGAAUCGAGAGGAGGCCGAGAGUCACGGGGAAGUGUCCGAUGA
Messenger RNA from Fusarium verticillioides 7600, 1950 nucleotides. RefSeq lists its product as hypothetical. Bases 1 to 1950 code for a protein of 649 amino acids. Gene Ontology annotation, molecular function: microtubule binding. The transcript has a single exon. NCBI's taxonomy places the organism in Eukaryota, Fungi, Ascomycota, Sordariomycetes, Hypocreales, Nectriaceae. The record is from RefSeq and is a predicted model, not a curated record.